Molecule: messenger RNA, 789 nt
Organism: Papaver somniferum (opium poppy)
Lineage: Eukaryota; Viridiplantae; Streptophyta; Magnoliopsida; Ranunculales; Papaveraceae
Exons: 2
Coding region: 1-789 (262 amino acids)
Source: RefSeq, a predicted model, not a curated record
AUGUGCGAAUCUCUUGUCAAGCUAUUGGGCGAUUCUUCUCCCGAUAAGUUAGCUAGGAGCGAGAUCUUCACUCAACUUGACCCAACUGUUAAUGCUGCUUUUGACUGCUUGGAGUUUCGGCGCCUCUUUAUUCAAGCCGAAGGUUUUUCAGAAUAUUGUUCUACCAUUCAAGAGAUUACUCGUCAGAAUGCCAAGCUGAGAGCUGAUGUCCAUGUUGGAGAGAUCAUAACCGAAAAACUUCGCAACAAUAACCAAGAGCUUAGAGUUUCCGAGAAAUCCAACCAACUCCUUGUUCAAAAGUUGAGGUCCGACUUGGCUAAGCCUCACAAGAAUCUUAGGGAUCUUGCCUCUACACUUUCAUCUUCUUGUGACAGGGCAGAGAGGAGACAGAUAUACCUUGAGCAAUUGAUGAAGAUUUAUGUCAAGAACGCUCAGAAGGAUUCCGCACGCGAAACUCAUCUUCAAGAUAAAGCUUUCGCUGAUGAAAUAUGCAUUUCCAAUUCGCUGCCUCUAGAAGAAGUGUGCCCUCUUGAUAUUUCUGAUAAUGAAGUUGUUCCUCAACCUGAUAGCGACUUUGAUUAUGAUAGUUGUGACGAGGAAAUCCCUCUUCCCGAAGAUCAACCCAUGGGGGAUGAAGCUGGUGGCAAUCUUCUUGAUGCGUCGAAUUCUGAAGCUAUUCCUCAUGUUGAAGUUUCUGCGAAGGCCUCUAUUCCAAGUACCGCUCCUGAUGUUGAGGCUGUCACUGGAGCUGUUGGUUCGCAUGAUGAAGUUCACCAGAAUGACUCUUAG